Messenger RNA from Boleophthalmus pectinirostris (great blue-spotted mudskipper), 2295 nucleotides. It is a transcript of the gene syvn1, whose product is annotated as synovial apoptosis inhibitor 1, synoviolin. Gene Ontology annotation, cellular component: cytoplasm. NCBI's taxonomy places the organism in Eukaryota, Metazoa, Chordata, Actinopteri, Gobiiformes, Gobiidae. The record is from RefSeq and is a predicted model, not a curated record.
GGUGCAGAUUUGGCAGAUUUCCGGUGGAUUUCGGCGUGGUCCCGGUGUGGUUCUGGUCGGAGGCGGUUCUGGGCGGUUCUGGUCGGUUCUGGUCGGUUCUGGUCGGUCCCGGUCCCGGCGAGCGGAGUCCAGGAUGGUGCGGGCGGCGCUGGUCACGGCGUCGAGUCUGGCGCUGACGGUGGCGGUGGUGGCUCACGCGUAUCUCCUCAAACAACAGUUCUACCCCACGGUGGUUUACCUGACCAAGAGCAGCCCCAGCAUGGCCGUGCUGUACAUUCAGGCCUUCGUCCUGGUUUUCCUUUUGGGGAAGUUCAUGAGGAAAGUUUUCUUCGGGCAACUCCGCGCCGCCGAGAUGGAGCACCUGAUCGAGCGUUCGUGGUACGCCGUCACGGAGACGUGUUUGGCGUUCACGGUGUUCAGGGACGACUUCUCUCCGCGCUUCGUGGCUCUUUUCACUCUGCUCCUCUUCCUCAAGUGUUUCCACUGGCUCGCCGAAGACCGCGUCGACUUCAUGGAGCGGAGUCCCAACAUCUCCUGGCUCUUCCACAUGAGAGUUUUAUCUCUGAUGGCUCUUCUGGCCAUCCUGGACUUCCUGUUUGUGAAUCACGCCUGUCACAGCAUCAUCACCAGAGGAGCCUCGGUUCAGCUCGUCUUCGGAUUCGAGUACGCGAUUCUCCUGACGAUGGUCCUGACCACGUUCAUCAAAUACGUGCUGCACUCCGUCGACCUCCAGAGCGAAAACCCCUGGGACAAUAAAGCCGUUUAUAUGUUAUACACAGAACUGUUCACAGGUUUCAUAAAGGUCCUGUUGUACAUCGCGUUCAUGACGAUCAUGAUCAAAGUUCACACGUUCCCGCUGUUCGCCAUCAGACCCAUGUACCUGUCCAUGAGGCAGUUUAAAAAAGCCGUAACAGACGCCAUCAUGUCCCGGAGAGCCAUCCGCAACAUGAACACACUGUAUCCAGAUGCGACUCCUGAGGACCUGCAGUCGUCUGAUAACGUUUGUAUCAUCUGCAGAGAAGAGAUGGUGACAGGAGCCAAGAAACUGCCCUGUAAUCACAUAUUCCACUCCAGUUGCCUGCGCUCGUGGUUCCAGCGGCAGCAGACGUGUCCCACCUGUCGGAUGGACGUGCUCCGGGCGUCCAACCCUCCGCCCACUCCCGCCGCCGCGCCCGCCGCCGCACCCGCCAACGCCCCUGCACCUGCCAACGCCGCCGCUCCUGCCAACAACAACGUGGCUCCUGGGAUGAUGCCGGCGUUCCCUCCUGGAGUCUUUCCGUUCUGGGGUCCUUUUCCUCCUGUUCCUCCUCCCGCGGCGGCUGCAGCGCCCCCUGGAGCUGAGGCGGCUCCGGGCCCCUCCGAGGCCCCGCAGGGCGCAGGCUCCAGCUCGGCCCCGUCCUCGUCCUCGUCGUCAGACUCUGCUGCGGCUCCAGGUGUUCCUCCUGCUCCUCCUCUGGGCUCGUCUCUGCCCGGGUUCCCCUUCUCGUUCCCUCCUCCUCCGUUCCCGUCGGCGCCGUGGCUGCCCAUGCCGCCGCCGCCGCCGUUUGGUAAGAAACCACUCAAAUACACUAGCUCCAGCUCGGCCCCGUCCUCGUCCUCGUCGUCAGACUCUGCUCCGGCUCCAGGUGUUCCUCCUGCUCCUCCUCUGGGCUCGUCUCUGCCCGGGUUCCCCUUCUCGUUCCCUCCUCCUCCGUUCCCGUCGGCGCCGUGGCUGCCCAUGCCGCCGCCGCCGCCGUUUGUGUCGUCGAUGCCUCCCGCUCCCCCGUCGCUGUCGUCUCUGUCGGAGCAGGAGUUGGAGGAGCUGGAGGCUGAGGGCAGGAGAGGCCUGGAGGCCCGACUCCAGUGUCUCCAGAACAUCCACACCCUGCUGGACGCCGCCAUGUUGAACAUCCACCACUACCUGAGUACAGUCGCCACGCUCAGUCCUCCUCGAACAGACGGAGCGAGUUCUGCCGGAGCGAACGCCACCGACGCCAACGCCACAGGAAACACCACGACUGGAGCAGCUGCAGGCUCAGACGCCGCCGGGCCAGCAGAGGGCGCAACAGCCGACUCUGCAGGUGGCGCUGCUUGCUGCUGCUGCUGCGGGGGCGGUGGGGGGGGCGGGGUUGGGGCUGUGGGGGCGUCGAUCCUUCAGGCCGCAGACUCGACCUCGGAGGGCGAGAGCCGAGACCGAUCCGGCGACGCGGAUCAGGACGACGACGCCGAGCCCAACGCCGCCGAGCUCAGGAGAAGAAGACUCCGGAAACUGGAGACGCCCACCUCCCCCGCCCAGGACCCCCAGGACUGACCGCC